Brassica rapa (field mustard) is the source of this 8876-nucleotide messenger RNA. RefSeq names its product laccase-3. The record is from RefSeq and is a predicted model, not a curated record. Gene Ontology annotation, molecular function: copper ion binding; hydroquinone:oxygen oxidoreductase activity. Lineage: Eukaryota; Viridiplantae; Streptophyta; Magnoliopsida; Brassicales; Brassicaceae. Gene Ontology annotation, biological process: lignin catabolic process. Gene Ontology annotation, cellular component: apoplast.
UUGUUCAACAAAUUUUGUGUAACCGAAGAUGAUUGUUGUUGUUGCUCUUGACGCAUUUUUCGUAUGAUUCUUUCUUGUUCAGAUCGAAUGUAUUCACGAAUAUUAACGUCAUCGAUAGAAGCUAAGUUUUUUAGCAAUAUUUUAUUUUCCUCUUUUAUUUCUUUAAAAGGUAACUUUUUUGCUUCAUUUUGCAGUCGUAAUUCAAUCAUCUCAUGACCUUUUUCCCUGCUUGUUGUACUUUCGUUUAAAAGAUCAAGGAUUUUUUUCGUUUGAUGAUAUCAAACUAUCAGCAGACAUAUUAUGAGGAUAUCCGGUUUCAACAAUUUUUGGCUCGUAAUCUACAAAUAAAAAAUAAAGAGAAUCAUUUCUUACUUCGAAAUAGUUGAUCAUAUAUGGGAGCAUUAUGGAAAUAAUUUUAUGCAAUAAUGUAAUAUUUGCUUGCAGUUUAAUAUUUAAUUAUGUACUUUUAUUUAUAAUUUUAUAUUUUAGUGUAAGAUUUUUUUUUAAUUAAUAUUUCUGUAAUAUUUAUAUAUAUGUAUUAGUUAUUUAUAGAAGUUUUAUGAAUUUACAUCAACUAUGACAAACAUAAGGAUCAUAGUGUAAAAUAUAAAUAAUUUUGAAGUUAGGUUUAAAGUUUUACUUUUGGAGAAGAACACAUUGAAACUUCAAAUAUAAAGUUUUGGAAACUUCAAAAUAGAGUUCCUUUUUGGAGAUGUUCUUAUGAUUGAAGCUUAACUAAAUAUGAAACUAGAAAGGGUCAAUUAAUUCAAGAACGUGCUCUGUCUUUUUCCUCAAUUGGACAACAGUACUAGUACUUCCAAUCACGGUUGAUCAUAGACCGCAUAAUUAAUCAUGUAGUUAAAUAAGGUCAGUCAAAAGGGUUAAACGGUUUUAUAAUCAUUUGAGAUCGAAUUAACGUGAAUCAUAAUAAUACUUCACGUAGGAACCAGUUGGUUGUAAAUAUAUUUUAUACUGCAUUCUGUAGACCAUUUCUGCCGUAUGUUGGGGAAACUAUAAUUGUUCUUAUUAGAUUUUAUCAUAACAAGAAAACCGAUUUCUUUAUGGUUGCUUAUCAUAUCUCUAUAAUUAACUUAGUGAUCACAAUGCUAGGUGACAUUAAAGAAAUAAAACGUAUGUAUAGUAUAGCUGUCAUUUCGGUCAAACGGUUCAAUGAAUCCAAGUCUGUCAAACGUAUGUAUAGAAGUUUAACGUUAAUUGCUGGAAAUUUAUUUCUAGGAAAAUAUAAUGAAAAUGUUAUCCUGUUAUCCCAAACAUAAACACAAGUUGUUGGGAGCUAUGUAUGUAUGGCGGACUUAGUUCUAGGAAAUGUUUUCCUUGUCACAAAAAAAAAAAAAAAAGGAAAUGUUUUCCUAGAAAAUACUAAUGAAAGAAAAAAUUCCAGACAAAUUGUAACUUGUAUUAAGAUAAAUGUUUCAUUGGUUCGAUCUAUAAAUUAGUAUGGCAAUUUAAUUGAUUAUUAAUUGUACGAAAAAGACAAAACACUAAAGCAGAUCUGAACUGGAAUUACUUUGAAUUCUACUAUUAAAAAAGGAAUUAUAGAUUCUGGAAAGAUUAAGUUACAGAUUACUAGAUUUCGUAGUAACAAUCAAAAUAUGAGACGUGAUAGUGUUUAAGGGGGAAGAACCUGAUGGUGUAACGACAAAAUAAGAGGAUAACAUAAAGACUUUAGUUUAGAUGUUGGAGAUAUCUCCAGUCGAUAUUCGAUAACACACGUUGAUUUAGAUUUACUCUCGUGUAUAAGAUCCUUUCGGCCAGUCACAAAAUUUUAUAAUCUUAAAUGAUAUAACAGUACAGGUUGUUUCUAUCUUCAAGCUAGCUAAGUUUCCGCGUCAGAAGAAUCCAAAUUAAAAUUUAAUGAAAUUUGAGAAGAUGUAGACAUAUAACAGCAAUCAUAUAUAUUCACUUAAAAUUAAGCUAGUUGUUUCUAAAAUAUAUUAGCAAUGCUACCUCAACAUAAUUUAUAUUAACAUAUAUAUUAUGAAUUAUCUGUAUAUAUGUAAUAAGAUGAUAUUUUAGUUAAUUAAUCUUAAAGAUAUUAUUACAUAUAGGCUAACUAAUUGAUAUUUAUUGUAGUUUAUAAGCUAAUAAUUUCAUUUCCCAUAGUGAAUUCAAAAAAACUAUUGAAUAUUAAAUUUUGUUAUAGAAACAUCUUUUUAAUAGCUCUAUUAGUGUGAAUAAUAAUGAAAAGAAAAUAAACUGCACCCAAUGAUUUUUUCCAUUGAAAAUUCAGGUUCUUCGUGUAUCAUUUGGACGUAUCGUAAAAGAGCUGAUGCCUUGGUUACACCAGUGGAUAAAACAUCAGACCAAGAUAAAAGAACUACAAUAGACAAAUCAGUUUAGGUAUAGUUAACAAAGAUUGAUAAGACAUAGUAUAACAAAGUGAAAAAUAAAGGAAAAUUAAAGUAUUUAAUCGAGAUAAGUAGGAAAGAAAAGACAGAGAUGAAAACAGGGGUGAAAAAAAUAUUCAAGAGAAACCAAAAUUUGCAGAUAAAGGUCUCAUAUUAGAAGAUAAAGACACACUUAGUAGAUUAUGAAAAUAGAGUGCCAAACUUUAUAAGAAAAUAACCUUACCACUGGAACAAUAAUCUGUAAGCGAAAGGAUUUCCAGGAAAUGGAUUGUUGUAUGGUGAAGUUCUUUACUAGUCCAAUUUCUUUUUAACUGAAAAAUAUGUAUUGGUGUGUUUCUUACAUAUUGGUCAAAAUAUGUUUCUCUACCUUGAUAACUCAUUUGAUUUCUUUAAUAGUAUAUUUAUUUUCACUUUGUACUGAUCAUACACACUCUUUUAUUUGUUGUAUAAACACACACUUAUUUAUUUAUUAGAUGAGGAUGUAUUCUAAUCCAGUGUAGCAUUUUUAUUUUAAGAAUUACAACCAAAAAGUCCUAGCUCCAAAUUUAUACUGGUUAAAAUCGCCGAAACAAUACAUGAAUACAUCAAUCACGCAUGCACAAUGUUUUGUGCAUCUAAUUCAAUGAAAGCUUUAACAGAUUUAUACAACUGUUGGAAAUCUUAUUCACUGUUAGAUAUAUAAUCUCUAGUGCUAUGCUUUAAAUAAUUAUUUUGGGCUCUAGCCAUACCAAUUUUAUGUGUGUUAGUUUGUCAACAUGUUAUAUUUUUACAACUAUUACAAAAUUUUAUUCAAAUUUUAUAUAUACUAUCUAGUUUAUAUUUUGAAUAUUUAUUUGGGUUGUAAAUAUACCCAAUCUUGUGUUAGUUUGUCAAUAAACCUAUACAAAAGCAUAUUUUACAUAUGAUUAGAACUAGCCUGCAAAAAAAAAAUGAAACAAAGAUUUGGUUGUCAAUAAAAAAAACUGCAACGGCAGUAUAAAUUCAAAUACUUAACGAUUAAUAAAGUUUUAAACCUUCAGAUACAUGGAUGAAAAAACUAAGGAUCAUAUUCCCCAAAUUUAUAACGUUUUUUCACAAAACUAUAGCGUUAACUUUUUUGCUAAAUUGUAAAUAUCAUUAAAGAAAAUGAAAAGUUUGUCUCUAGCUAGUAAAGACUCUACAUAUUGUUUCCUUGGCAAAAAUUAGAUAAAAACAAGGAAAGAAGUAGUGUGAGGAUCUGAUCUGAGAGUGUGGUCAUCUGAUCCAAAUCGCCAUUAGGCCUAAGAAUGUACGCCUUGGUUGUCUCGCCGUUAUGGUAGGCCUGAUAUCCCUGUCAACAAGCUUGAAGACCUGCUGAGGUGUAAGAGAGAUGCUAUUGUGAUAGACAAUGACAUGAGUAACCAAUUUUCUUAGAGUUCCCGGGGCAAGUGAUUCUUGUCUCCUUGCUGUCGAGCCAAGCGAUUCCAGUCUCAAAACAACCAAGCAUGUUAAAGAACUACACUGCUCGUCUCAUAGGCAUCGUAGGAGACAACAAAGCUAUGGAGAUUAUUGGAAACGCUUUAGUGGUCAUAAGCGCAGGCGCAGGGCCUAACGAUUUCAUCUUAAAAUUCUACGAUAUCCCCAACGAGGAGGUGUAAAGUAUCCUGAGAUAUCUAGUUACCAAGAAUUUGUGCUUAAGAGACUUGAUCGUUAAUGUCUCAUAAAAUUCUUCGGUCUAAUUGUUCUGUCUUUUAUAUUUGGCUCGUUAGAUUUCUCUCUCUCUGUUUGACAAAAAAAAAAGAUUUCUCUCUCUCUUUUUUUUUCGUUAGAUUUCUCAGUUUGUAUAUUUGACGUCUGUUCAGGACCUUUACGAUUUAGGCUGCCUAAAAUUUAUUGUUGGAGCAUCAAUGGGUGUUUGCCGAUCCAAAUGACCACCAAAUCGCAAACCACAUCAUGAGCAGAACUUGCUUGGAACAAGAGAACAAAGACUCAGUCUUAUUCAAGCAGAAACUUAAGAAGAAAUUUCCACAAAUAGAAGCGUCUCUCCCAGAAAGCAAGUUUCUAUACGUCAAUGUUUAUGACCAUGUGAUGGACAUGAUCCAAAACCGUAGCAAAUACGGUAUUUCUUCCUUGUUCCGCAAGUCAUUAUAAUCUUUCAUUAGUUGCAUUAUUACUAAAUAUGUCAAAUUAUUGCUAACCUAAUUUGUUAAGAGGUCUACUCGAUUUGGGUAUGAGUUAAUUAGUGAUUAUUUUUUUUGGAUAAAGUUUGUGAGUUUUCAAGUUGGGGGGCUAUUAUUUUGGACCUGUUAAAGUUCAAAUAAAACCUGCAUCUUCCCAAUACACAUACUUACUUCAAUUUUGAUAAUGAAAUUGUUUCUUAUAAAAUGAUAGUAUAUAGUAGAUAAUUAACUCAUUUUAGACAGUAUACGCAACGUUGGAAAAAGCCCAACUGUGUAAAUAUGUUCGUUCUUUAAGAACAUGAAACACGCUAUGUCUCUAUCCAAUUCAAACUACUAUCUCAUCGUUUUGUCAAGUGGUAGUCGAGAUUUGAAAAUAUGGUUAAACAUACUCUUGAAAAUCUUCCUUCAAACAAAGUGACAGCUAUUUGAAAAAUUUGGAUUUGGAAUUUAACCCAAAUAGUUUAUCUGAUACUAUAUUAGGCGGAUUUGGAUUAGACAGUGUGAUGGCCAUUCAAAAAAUAUCCACUCUAUAAUAUUAAAUAUUUUGUCGGAGUUGAUCUGAUCAAAUCGGAACGCGAGCAAAGAGAGAGAAAGCACAGAGAGAGAAAGUAGAUCUAAUCGAAGGGUCCGGUGUACGGCCAACGCGUGAGCGUGCGUGCCGUCGCCGGAGCCCUUCGCGCUCCCGCUGAAAGAGUUCCCCUGCCUUUUCAACGCGGUCUUCCUCUUUCGCUUUGUUGGAGCUCUGGUCCGGACCUCGUCCGUCGUCGACACCUCGGAGAGUGUAACGACAUCAUCGGUGGUGCUGCGGCUGGAGUAACGACGCGAUUGUGUGGGGUUCGGUGUGAGGAAAUAGGCUGUUUAGAUUAGGGUUUGUUUUCGGGAGGUGGAGGUUUCUAGAGCUCCAUCGCCGCCGGCCUUGUUUCCGGGAGGCGGAGGCUUUCUCAGCUCCGCUUUCGCCGGCUCUCGGGUUUACCUAGUUCUGUUUUAGGUCUUAUUUUGGUUUUGUGAUGUCGGUGUUGUUCUGAUGGAGGAGCUCUCGUCUGAAGACGAUUGAUGCUCUCCGGUGGUAUUUGGAGAUGUUUGUGUGAAGCCUUCUUCUUGGUGGUGGUGAUCAAUGGUAGCGGAGGUGAUCUCGUAUUUGCGAUUGAUCUCUCCGAUGAUAGAAUCUCUGUGUUGAAGGCGGUUGCAGUGAAGAUGAUAUGGAGCUGUCGAGCUUGGGUGUGUACCGGUGGAUCGAUCAAUGGAUGUUUCACCGGAGGUUUGCUGGUUGCGGGAGUCUCGUUGUGGUCCGAGGCGGUGGCUCACGGGAGCGGCGGUGACCCUUUCGUUAGUGGAUUCUAGGGUUUCAGAUGUGGGCUUUUAGGCCUUUGUUUUAUGUUUCUUAGUUGCCUUUGUGGAUGGGCUUUGUAAUAUUGGGCUUGGCCCUUCAAUUAAUAAUAUAACUCUUGAUGAAAAAAAAAAAAUCUGAUCAAAUCGAUAUGGCAUAUAAAAAACAAAAAAAAAAGUCCUAAGGUAAUAAAUUUUAAACUAUCUAAUGUUUUGACAAAAUCCAAAUUUUAUUAUUAUUUUUCUUUUUGAUCAAAAAUCCUAAUCUUAUUUUUCUUAAAAUUAUAACUGAAGACGUUGAACAAACAUCUAGAAUAUAAUAUAGAAGUGGUGCGAGUGUGACUGCUACUGCGAGCAUAGGUGUAUGUGGAACGGCUCAAAAAGGUCAACUAACCAUUUUGUUUAAAAUUAAUAAUAUCGGUAAAGGUUAGUUAUGGAUUUCUAUACCAAAUCCAUACCACAAAUUUCAACUCCCAUCGAACCACUUCUUUCUUAGUUUGAUCUUCACAUUAUUGGUUCCAUUAGCUGACCCCAUUGUCAAUUUGAAGUGCUUUUAUACGUAAAAAUACCAUAAUCUUUUAAACAUAUUUUUCACGUCCAGUUCUAGCUGCGACUUGUUAUGUUUCUUCUAUAAAUUUUCAUAUUUAGCAUGGAUCAUUUCAUAUGGUUAGUCAAAAAGCUUUUGUAAAUCUACAGAAUUACAUGAAUUUAUCAGACAUUACCAAAGACAAUUAUAUGGAAAGUGUAAAGCCAGUUUGCUUCCUGUAAGCAAGCAAGUUGAGUGGCAAAAUGAUUAGAGCGUUAUGUUAUUUAAAGUCAGUAAUAACCCAAAAACUUAAAAAAAAAACCUAAAACUUACUGGAGUAUAGGUGACAUAUAUUGCGUUUAUGUUUACGUAAUUUACAAAUUUUUAUGCAUGGCAUAAAAAAAAAUAAACAAAAGAAUCAUUGAUAAUAAUUAGAGGAUCCUAGUACCAAAUUAGUCCAGUGGGUGCACCAAAUCAACUAAACCAUUUGUGUAUAAUCCUGUGUAUAAUAACAGUACCAUAUAGUAUAAUAUAAUAUAAGUUUGUCAAAUUGCUAACGAAUUCACAAAUAGCUCUGUUGCUUCCCGCUUAGUGUGUAUAAAAACCACUCCUCCCCUUCCUCUAAACUCACACAACACAUCCCUACACAGAGCUUCUCAAUACAUCAACAAUGGAGUCUCUCCAGCGACUCUCCUUUGUAUCCUUCAUCGCCCUUCUUGCUUACUUUGCUUUUCUCGCUUCAGCUGAACUUCACGUCCGUGAAUUUGUGAUCGAGCCAAAACCAGUGAAGAGGCUGUGCAGAACUCACCAAAGCAUCACGGUGAAUGGUCAGUUCCCUGGUCCAACGCUCGAGGUCAGGAACGGUGACUCUCUAGCAAUCACCGUCAUCAACAGAGCUCGUUACAACAUUAGCAUUCACUGGCAUGGAAUCAGACAGCUAAGGAAUCCAUGGGCUGAUGGUCCAGAGUACAUAACACAGUGUCCGAUCCGUCCAGGUCAAAGCUACACUUACAGAUUCACAAUCGAAGACCAAGAAGGUACUCUUUGGUGGCAUGCUCAUAGCCGCUGGCUCCGAGCCACCGUCUACGGUGCUCUUAUCAUUUACCCUCGUCUCGGUUCUCCUUAUCCCUUCUCUAUGCCUAAACGUGACAUACCAAUUCUUCUCGGGGAAUGGUGGGAUAGAAACCCAAUGGACGUUUUGAGGCAAGCACAGUUCACUGGAGCAGCAGCUAAUGUCUCUGACGCUUACACAAUCAACGGCCAACCAGGAGAUCUCUACCGAUGUUCGCGAGCUGAAACAGUCCGUUUUCCGAUUUUCCCUGGUGAGACGGUCCAGCUCCGUGUCAUCAACGCUGGACUGAACCAAGAGCUCUUCUUCUCAGUCGCCAACCAUCAGCUCACAGUUGUCGAAACCGAUUCCGCCUACACAAAACCAUUCACCACUAGUGUCAUCAUGAUCGGUCCCGGACAAACCACUAACGUCCUCCUCACCGCGAACCAGCGACCCGGCCGCUACUACAUGGCAGCUCGUGCCUACAACAGCGCAAACGCCCCUUUCGACAACACAACCACAACUGCUAUCUUGGAGUACGUCAAUGCUCCAACUAGACGUGGUCGUGGCCGUGGUCAAAUCGCCCCAGUUUUCCCGGUUCUUCCGGGGUUCAACGACACCGCAACCGCAACCGCUUUCACAAACCGUCUGCGGUACUGGAAGCGAGCUCCAGUACCGCUCCAGGUCGACGAGAACCUCUUUUUCACCGUUGGUUUGGGGCUAACCAACUGCUCCAACCCCAACAGUCCGCGUUGCCAGGGUCCAAACGGGACCCGGUUCGCGGCCAGCAUAAACAACCAGUCCUUCGUGCUACCACGAAGAAACUCCAUCAUGCAAGCUUAUUACCAAGGCAUGCCUGGUAUCUUCACGACGGACUUCCCACCUGUUCCACCAGUCCAGUUCGAUUACACCGGUAACGUUAGCCGCGGGCUAUGGCAGCCCGUGAAAGGAACCAAAGCUUACAAGCUUAAGUACAGAGCUAAUGUUCAGAUUGUUUUACAAGACACGAGUAUUGUCACGACUGAGAAUCAUCCCAUGCAUCUUCACGGGUACCAAUUCUACGUUGUCGGGUCUGGUUUCGGGAAUUUUAACCCGAGAACUGACCCGGCUCGGUUUAACCUGUAUGACCCACCGGAGAGGAACACCGUUGGUACACCUCCAGGUGGUUGGGUUGCAAUCCGGUUCGUCGCUGAUAAUCCAGGAGCAUGGUUUAUGCAUUGUCACAUUGAUUCACAUUUGGGAUGGGGUUUAGCGAUGGUUUUCCUGGUGGAGAACGGAAGAGGACAGUUGCAAUCUGUGCAGGCUCCACCUUUGGAUCUUCCAAGAUGCUAAUAUAGAUCUCUAAGGAUUUGUGGGGGGUUUUGUUUUGUUUUUAUUUUAAUCAAAAAGGUUUGAGGGUCUUUGUUAUGUGUUGUUGUUGAAGAUCAACAACUGCUCUAUUGAAAAGAAGUUCAUCUUAUGGUUUC